AUGGGCAUGGAUACGGAACGGACUAGACAUGUAACGGAUCGCAUGGGCGGAUUCUGGAAGACGGUGUGCCCUCAAGGGCGCGAAACAGCAUGCAUCUUCGCCAGCGUUGGUUAUCAGGUAAUCAUUAUUGCCAUCUAUUGGAUCCCCCUGACGCCAUUGCCACGGCCCAUCACGUCCUCUGGGGCGCCAUCGACUAGCUCAAAAAACGUGGCUCCUCCGGAGAUGUUAGAGCAACAACUAUUUCUUAGUCAAUAUGAACCGACUUGUUGGUUCUGGCAGCGCAAGCCUUUGCCUCCGUCACCGCGCUUAGUCGACCCAGGCCUUCACGAUAAGCGUCUUUGGUGUUCUGACAAGUUUACCACAUUCUCGGCUCGGCGAAAAAAUCUCCUCUCCUACUUUCUCGGUACGAUGACAGACAGGGUGCCCAUUAUUGAGACUUAUCAGAUGGACUGUCAAAUUUUCAUCCCUUCCACCACCUUGUGCACCUUGUGGUUUGCUCCGUCAAUACUCGUUGAUUCUUCUAGAGCUCUUCUCUCCUCGGCAGCAAUCUGUGUUACCUACUCCCACCUCAACCGAGACGCAAGGGGUAAAGGAUUCCAGAGAAAGCCAUGGAUUCCCGCCGUGUCGCUCAACACCAAAAUAGGCGGAUGCUCUCGGCGCCACCAUGAAGCUGCUGAAUCCGGCUUGAGCCCGGUCAGGCACACCUCUCAACAAGCUGCGGGACGGAUGUGGGAACGUGCGUGGCUGCAAACGCUGAACCGCAACAUUCCAGAGCUCCUCAUCCAGCCCGCAAACUGGAUACUCACGGGAACAUCUCACUCAACCCUAGACAAAGGUGUUCAGUCCCGAGCUAGGAAUAGACCGGGUCUCAUUCCAACUCUCGCUUCACCCGGUAUAACCAACACCUUCGCUGUCGUUUCAGUCACUCAACUCCUAGUCAAGUCACUCGACAUCACCUCAACCGUCAACAUGAAGUUCACAGCUGCCAUCAUCGCCUUCGCUGGCCUCGCCGCCGCCCAGUCUCUGGCGGACGUCCCUACUUGUGCCCAGAAGUGCUUGGCCGACGCCGUCACCUCCAACGGGAAGUGCACUGUUGGUGACAUUUCCUGCCUCUGCAGCGGUGCCAACUACCAGGCUAUCGUCGCCGCCGGUACUCCCUGCGUCCUCGCUAGCUGCGGUGCCGACGUUGCCGUCAACCAGGUCCUCCCCGCCGCUAGCAAGAUCUGCGCCGCCGUCGCUGGAGGCGGUGGCCCUGCUUCCGCCGCCUCCUCGGUCGUCGCUUCGGCCUCUGCCGCUGCAUCUUCCGUCGUUGCCUCAGCCUCCGCUGCCGUCUCCUCCAUUGCCUCUGCUGCCACCAGCAAGGCUGCUUCCGCCGCCUCUUCCGUCGCUUCAAGUGCUUCCCGCGCCGUCACGAGCGCUGCCUCGUCCGCCGCCGCUGGCACUACUCGCACUGCUGUUGUCACGAGCGCCACUACAACUCGCAACGGGACCUCCACUGCCACUGCUACCGCUACCCCCGUCACCGUCAACGGUGCUGCUACUCAGGGUCCCGUUGGCCUCCUGGCUGCUCUCGCUCUUGGUGCUCUUGCCUACUUGUAA
Colletotrichum lupini is the source of this 1599-nucleotide messenger RNA. Its product is annotated as CFEM domain-containing protein. The record is from RefSeq and is a predicted model, not a curated record. The coding region runs from base 1 to 1599 and encodes 532 amino acids. Lineage: Eukaryota; Fungi; Ascomycota; Sordariomycetes; Glomerellales; Glomerellaceae. The transcript is spliced from 10 exons.